Molecule: messenger RNA, 276 nt
Organism: Necator americanus (New World hookworm)
Lineage: Eukaryota; Metazoa; Nematoda; Chromadorea; Rhabditida; Ancylostomatidae
Exons: 4
Coding region: 1-276 (91 amino acids)
Source: RefSeq, a predicted model, not a curated record
AUGGGCGCAUUUAAGGGCAGUCGGAAAAACACGGGACUUAACACAUCGGACGCAUCCACUUCGGCACUUUCUUCACUUCAUUUUAUCUUGAAACAAGGAACUCAAAAAGCAAUAGAGGAUCUGGAACUCGCAUCCCCUAGCUGGCAAACGUUCUGCAAUUGUUCGCUGCAGGAGAAAGACAGCCGAAGGCGUCUAGAAUCAGUUCCGAUGAGGACAAAUAACAGCCUACGUGUUCCUGGAAGCUACGAAAACUUCUCCGCCGUUUCUAGAUUUUGA